AUAAACGGGAGAAACGGGACAAGUGUGUUGUGUACCCGUGCACCCGGGCAGAUGAUAUUCGGGUGCCUUAGUCGUCGCGAUCGUUAUAGCCGUCGUAGCAUUAUAUAAAUAUAUUGUCUACGCGGCGUCGCGCCGACGUUUCCUGCCCCUUUAUUAAUAGCAAACGGGAUUAAGGGAGCGGGAGCAACUCGUCGUCGCUAAUAUAACACAAACAGAUCGGCACCCGAUCGUUCGGUUGUCUGCCUGGCCUGGCUAGACAUUUGCAAACUAUUUUCGUUUCGGUGGAUCUAUUUUCUUAGUUCGUUCGCCAGUGUCGUGUUCAAUAGAACCAAUAGGUGUGAUGUGCCAUAGUCAAAUUCAAAUUUACACUCGAUUCAGUUUUCAAAUCAGUUUCUCCGUGUUCUUGUUCUAUAAAUAUGGUUUAAAAUUACGCGAUAUUGUGUAAGUGUUAUAAUUAUCUUUCUAAUGACUGACAGACACUCCACCACAUCCACCACAUAUCGUGACCUGAAAAAAAUCACCAUCUUGUUUGGUUCGUUUCGUUCGUUUCGUUCGUUUCGUUUAUCCGCAAUGCGCAGUGACUAGCAAAAUCAAUGAUAAAUUCAGUAACUGGACUACGCCAGGAGCACGGGAACACGGCCGACAUCUAAACGUGUCAAAACGUCAGUAACGAGUAACGCGCAACAUCAUUAUACAGGAAGGAUCAAAGGUGAAAUCAAAGAGGUCUCAGGACUCAGUGGUGUACUAGUUGGUGGUGGUGGAGUUGUUUCGGUUAUUUGGUUAUGGGAGACGGCAGCAUGUUUAGUGCCGCUGGACGGUGACGGUGACGGACUUGAGGAAUGUUCAUCCCCGACACGUUGCGCAGCUGCAUGGUGGAGCCUGAUGUGUCCUCGUACCUCCAGACGCCGUCCUCGGGACAGGACGAGUUCCACCCGUUCAUUGAGGCUCUACUGCCUUUUGUCAAGUCUUUCUCGUACACCUGGUUUAACCUGCAAGCAGCUAAAAGAAAAUACUACAAGAAACACGAAAAACGGAUGUCACUGGAGGAGGAGCGACAGUGCAAGGAAGCUUUACAGAAUGAAAAGGCUGAGGUUAAGCAAAAGUGGGCAUCUCGUUUACUCGGUAAAUUACGGAAGGACAUCACACAGGAGUGCAGAGAGGACUUCGUGCUUAGCAUAACAGGAAAACGACCUGCAGUAUGUGUUUUGUCCAAUCCUGAUCAAAAAGGAAAAAUGCGUAGAAUAGACUGUUUAAGACAAGCUGACAAAGUCUGGCGACUAGAUCUCGUUAUGGUGAUAUUAUUUAAGGCAAUACCACUUGAAAGUACUGAUGGUGAACGACUAGAGAAGAAUCCAGAUUGUUCUCAACCUGGUUUAUGUGUUAAUCCAUAUCAUAUUAAUGUUUCCGUUAGAGAACUGGAUCUCUAUCUAGCUAAUUUCAUCAAUAGUCACGAAAUUUUAAGUGGCGUUUGUUAUAACAAUAAUAAUAAUAAAAAAGAAGAUGAAAGGAAAAGCAAAGUUGCAGGAUACACCCACAAUCCUUACAAUGGGGUAAUAUGUAAUGACAUAAUAUUAGCGACAGGAGUAUUUUCGUCAAAGGAGUUGUGGAAGUUAUCGAAAUCCUCAAUAUUACAUGAAUUGUCGGAUUCCCAACCAAAUAUGAAUAAUGUAAAAUUAGAACAACCUGCAUACUACUGUAACAAUUAUUCAGAACAAGGACAUGUAAUAGACAACAGAUCGACCUCUGUUGAUACAAUGGUCGUAUCGGCAACUUAUUCAAUUCCCCAGAAUACAAGUUUGGUAUCUUCUAGUUCACAAGUUAGUCCAAGUUCACUAUUUUAUCAACAUAGUCCAGAAACUCAACAUCACCAUCAAAACGCAGUAAAAUACCCAGAAAAUGGUCAUGACACGCUUUCUGAUUUUGUAACCUUCGUUUGCCAAGAAACCGACAGUAAUCAAAACGCACAGAUUCAAUCAAAUUUAUCUCGAAGUCCAAAAUCGCAAUACUUCCCUACGAUGCUUCCGCCGCCACCUUUACCUCCAAUGGCUCGUCCGGUCGCUAUUAUCCGUUCAACUGGGGAUGUGACAAUGAGUGGGACCAAUUCACCGCCAGCGAGUAUCACGCCGCCAUGCAGCGAAACAUCAACGGCAGACGAAGUACCUGAAAUCAGCUCUUCACCACCACAAAGUCCCGGAAGUCACGACCGAAGGAAAUCUCCAUCACAGAGACAUUCAGUGCCCAGUAGUAGUCCAUAUUCGCCAAGUAGAGACUACUCAUUUAACCAUUUUCAUGGUCAACCGGGACAUCUUUUCGGUUAUCCAAAUGUGACAGCGAUGUCUGGCGUUAUCAGCCCUACAAAUCUGAGUAUGUAUUCUCCAACUGUCAACACGCCGAGAGGUACUCCACGUUCCAAUAGCAUACCUAGGUGGGGAACGUCGCUUUUGACACUAGAUCAAGAUGAUUUCAUGAUUUCUCAUCCACCAAGUGCCGAAUCCAAUACAAUUAUCCUCAUGGAUGACUCAACAACAGCGUCAGUGGCUCCCUCGUCUGAAAACGCUGGACCAUGUUGUAAUAGUGCAAACUUAAUGUGUGAUGCUGAUAGAUUUUUUCAAGCAGGUGACCCUUUAGAAAAUACUUCGAAUCGGGAAUCAGAUCAAUUACCUGCUCAAAAGUCGCCGUAAUUUUUUCCGAAAACCUAUAUAAAGCAACAAAAAACUGCCUUAACUAUCAUUAAUGCAGCUUUCUUGUCAAUUUACGUGUGAUGUUAUGUUGGAUUUUGAUAGGUUAAUGCGUACCUUGGUACGGUAGAAACUGCUCAAGUAGAUAGAAAUAAACUUAAAACAUUCAUACAAAAUAUAAUGUAUAAUAAAUAGUUGACGGUAUCAUGAAGAUAAUUAUUACAUUUAUAAAAUAUAAAGUAAAUUGAUUAUUGAAUUGAACUACUAACCGCGAACAAUGUACACUUGGGUUUUGGGCUUUGGGCUUUGGCCUUUGGCCUUUGGGAUAGAAAUGCAUGUAAAAAUUAUCUUCAAACUUAUUAUUAUUAGAAUAUGUAAAUUUUGGUAAAUGUUUUAUUUCUUGCCGUAUGUACCUUAACUAAAAGUAGACUAUAGUGAUCAGUGCCAAGAAGGCUGUGCGAAAGGUCCGAUUAAAUAAAUGUGACUUCGUUAUCUACAUCGACACAUUCAGAUAAUGAUGGGUACAUUUAAAUUUCGGAUUACAACAGUAACGUUAGUUUCAAUUCCGUUCCUAAGUUGGGUAGACUAUCCAGCGGUGCUUGUCUUCCACAAAAGUGCUUGUUGCGUAAACAAGCAAAGAGCUGGGUUUGUGCCUUAGUAUUACAAUAAUAUUGAUAAUGUAGCCUAGUUAUAAAAGGACAAAGGAGCUUUCUCACGCUAGCUCAAUAACAUAAUGUGAGUUGCCAGCUGCACCAACACUUAUGCUAUUUAUUUAUUUAUUUAUAUACAUUGUACAAAACUAGAAUCACACGGUAUAUACAUCUCUCCAUAUAUCUCAAUUCAGUUCAAUUCAAUUCAAUUCAAUUCAAUUCAAUUCAAUUCAAUUCAAUUCAAUUCAAUUCAAUUCAAUUCAAUUCAAUUCAAUUCAAUUCAAUUCAAUUCAAUUCAAUUCAAUUCAAUUCAAUUCAAUUCAAUUCAAUUCAAAUUCAAAUUCAAUUCGAUUCAAUUCAAAUUCAAAUUCAAUUCGAUUCAAUUCAAUUCAAAUUCAAUUCGAUUAAAAUUCAAUUCAUUUCGAUUUGUAUAUUGUAUCUAAUUAAUUAAUUAAUUAACUAAUUAAUUAAUACUGUUUAAUGGGUACAUCUGAAGUCGUAGGCAUAGGCUAAUUAAAUGCCCAUAAACACAAAAUUAUAACAUAGUUCAACUAACACAACUUCAUUAAAAAUAUUGUAAAAGAUAUUUACAGGGUAAUAGGGUUUCAAUACAAAUCUUAUUAUGUAUUGUAUUUUUUAAAUAAAUAAACAAAUUUUUGGCAAGACUCUUUAUAGCGCUAGAUUUAAAUUUGCCAAUUGAAGUGCCUUUUUAAAUUACCUAUUAUAAAAAUAAUAAAAUGACAAAUGUUUAUAGUAAAAUAUUUUAAAAAUUGAAAAGCAUAUUUACAUGUAGCUCUUUGAAAAGAAUCCAAACACAUUUGUUUAUUUAUUAUGAUUACAACAAAAGAAACAUUUUAAAAGAAAAUUAGACAAGUCACCUAGGUAGGCACUAAAAUUUCGAUACAGUUGUGUUGUGUCAACGACUUUGAUGCAUAUUCAUUUCCAGAAAACUCUCGAGAUAUUUUACAAAAUUGUGUUCAUAAUGUAUACUAUGUUUUUAUUGUGGACAUAUAUAAUCAUAUGAUUAUUAAUUAACCUUUAUUAUUAGUUUUUUUAAUCAAAUCAAUUAUUAUUAACUAAAAAUAAUUUGCAUCCAAAUAUAUUAUUAUUUACUAAAAUUAAAUAAAAUAUCUCUUGAGACAAUUUGUAACAUACAGUUACAGCACAGUGUACAGUUAAUUCCAGUUUCAUCUAUCUAUUCAAAUUAAACAUAAUAUGUAAGCCAUCGAAAUUUUAGUUUUGUUAAUAAGUGACGAUCAUUUUAAUAUCAGUUACCAGAUAUUUUAUUUUAUUUUAUUAAAUUUCUUACGUCGAAAAACUAUUAGUAAAUAUAUGUAUCUCAGAUGAGUGCUUAGAUUUUAGUGUAAAAUGAAAAAAUGAGAAAGAUAAACAACAACAACAACAACAAUAAUGUCGGAUCGCGUUACUACAGAGAAGAGAUACAUGUUCAUACUGCAUAACAUUUGCGUUUAUUUUCAUUUGGACAAUUAUGUUUUAGUUAACUAAUUACGUAUAUAGAGGAAAUUUCUUGAUCAAACUGCCUAGAUUCAGUAUUAAACUUGACAUUCCUUUAUUAAUAAUAAACGACAAUAACAUUUAGAAGAUAUUUCUAAAUUAUUCUAAAAUUUAAAUACAUGAAAGCAAUUAAAUAUUAUAUACGCUUAUUCUUAAAUUUUAGGAAGGAAAAUAUUGUGCUUAGACUAAAGAACUGAUGCAUUAAAAUGUUUUAAUUAGAAAUUAGAGGCGUUUUAGUAAUAUUUAAGUAUAUUUACCUAUAAGUGUUACGUAAUAUAUAUAUGAUACUUAACAAACUAUAUAUACUUAAUAAAAAACUAAAUGUACAGGGUGUUAGAGGUAUUUGUUGAGAUGUUUGUACCGUAGAAAUUUAAAUAUUGGUGUAAAGUCGUCUGUGAUUGAAUAUCUUUAAACAGCCACAGUCGAAAAAUGGAACUAAAAUAGGUCAGUAAGGUCCUCAGGUUCAGUUGAUCCAAUUUUUUCCAUUCAUACAUACUAUUCUAGUCACUUAAAAAUCAUAGUGACUUUGACUGAUGUACCUACUCCCUCCGCUCCUAUAAGGACACAUUUUGCUCUGCUGGACACUCUGUAUAUUUGUUUAAACCCUAUCGCUUCCCAAAUUAAUACAAGUUAAUAGAUUUUGGAAUACUUACGAAUCUUGCGAGACGAGAUUUCAUUAUUUUAAUUAGAAGUUUAAUACUAAAAUCUUGAACGUGCAUCAUAUUUAAUUAAUGAUAAUUAAAACUCUAUAACUUGGUCCAAUUUAGAGUUUUAAUAAUAUUUAUUAUAUAUAUAGUUCGGCGCGAAAAUGAUAACUAAUAUUCUAUUUUAAUUUAUAUAUACGCUUAGUUAACUGAAUAUGAAUGGAUUAAAUAUGAUGCAUCUCCAAUUACUGUUGAAUUAGAUUAGGUAAUAUGACAAUAAUUUUUACUAACUUUUAUACAUAAUUUUGUGCUAUGUUUCUUAUAUGUUAUCGUAUAAAAUAUUUUUUGUACAAAAAAGUGUGAUAUAUUACUUUAUAAUGUUUAGUAUUAAUUUGUUGCUAAUGUUAUAUUAAAAAUAUAAAAGUAAAACAUAUUUUAGUAUAUUAUACUUCAAGAAAAGAAUACUGAUCUAUUGACUUGGUAUUAUAGAUAUUUAAUAUUCAGUUAUAUUAUAAAUAAAUAAUGAAAAACUGUUUUCUACUCAUAGACUUAUAGAAACAGGUGAUAUUUAUUCAGUGCCAUGAUAUUGUUGAUUCAAUUGUUAAACGAGUUUAUACGAAAAGUAGUUAUCAUUAUUAUUAUUACAGGAACACAUAAAGCUUAACAAUUAAUGUUUAAUUUUAAGAAUUAAAUCAGAGGGUUUAUUUAAUUA
Messenger RNA from Aethina tumida (small hive beetle), 6199 nucleotides. It is a transcript of the gene NfI, whose product is annotated as nuclear factor 1 X-type. Lineage: Eukaryota; Metazoa; Arthropoda; Insecta; Coleoptera; Nitidulidae. Gene Ontology annotation, biological process: regulation of transcription by RNA polymerase II. Gene Ontology annotation, molecular function: DNA-binding transcription factor activity, RNA polymerase II-specific; RNA polymerase II cis-regulatory region sequence-specific DNA binding. The transcript is spliced from 9 exons. Bases 840 to 2681 code for a protein of 613 amino acids. The record is from RefSeq and is a predicted model, not a curated record. Gene Ontology annotation, cellular component: nucleus.